Messenger RNA from Loxodonta africana (African savanna elephant), 317 nucleotides. It is a transcript of the gene DEFB134, whose product is annotated as defensin beta 134. The transcript is spliced from 2 exons. Bases 24 to 317 code for a protein of 97 amino acids. Gene Ontology annotation, biological process: innate immune response. Gene Ontology annotation, cellular component: extracellular region. The record is from RefSeq and is a predicted model, not a curated record. Lineage: Eukaryota; Metazoa; Chordata; Mammalia; Proboscidea; Elephantidae.
UCUGAUAAGCUUUACUGAUCAAGAUGGUCAUUUGGUCUGGAGAAAAGUAUAAAUGUGGGUGUUUGUUGCCUUUUUCUCAUGGACACGUGCUGCUCUCUCAGGACCCUCCAAUCAUGUGGACCUUCCUCUUUCUUUUUGCUGUUUUCUUCUUUCUGGCCCCAGCCAGAAAUGAAUUCUUUAAUGAAAAAUGCUACCACUUACAAGGGAAAUGUCAGUCUUCUUGUGCUAAAAAUGAAGAACUUGUUGCUUUCUGCUGGAAGAAUCUGAAAUGCUGUGUGAAAAUCAAACCCUGUAAGAAGAUUGGAGAGCAAGACUGA